This is a messenger RNA of Dermacentor silvarum, 2228 nucleotides long. RefSeq lists its product as uncharacterized. The transcript is spliced from 5 exons. NCBI's taxonomy places the organism in Eukaryota, Metazoa, Arthropoda, Arachnida, Ixodida, Ixodidae. The record is from RefSeq and is a predicted model, not a curated record. The coding region runs from base 479 to 1306 and encodes 275 amino acids.
GCGUGCGGUCUCGGCAGCGAUCCUCGGGCGCGAGCGGCUGCUUGGCCGCGGAGGCAUGACGCGUCACAGCGCUGACUCGACAUAGGUGGGCCGGCAAGGUAGCGGAGUUCGCGCCGCGUGCGCACGACGCCAGCAGCUAUAGGUCGUCCGCGACGCGGCAGAGCGAAAGCGCCGGCGUGCGCUAGCGUCGAAGCUGUUGGCUGGAUGACAGAGGAAGCGGCCGUAUCUCAAGAACACCCACCCCAUUGCGCAGCAGCGCUGUCCUUUCUUUUUUUUUUUUCUCCGACUCAGCAUCCUGUACACGCGUCCGUUUUCCGCCGUCUAUACGAAGAGGAACAACGCCGCGGGUCCGCGCUCAGCCUGCUGUUCACUUCCCCCUGCAAUACGUCCGAGAGGUGGGGAGGCGACGCGCGCCGUUUUUCGCCGCCCGAGCUUUUGGACUGCUGAGCCUGCCAGCCGAUAAAAUUCGCGAACCGACAUGGGAAAGCCAUCCGAAGAGGACGGCGCAACAAAAAUUCAAGCUAACGUCGGCUACGCAAAGUCCAGAAAUGGCGUCUUCCAGAUCAUCGAAAUGGUGGUGGGCCUGGUGGCCUUCAUCUGCGUCGAGUCCGUGGCCGAGUGCCGAGGCGCGUUCAACUGCGCGCCGCCUGGCUGCGUGCACUCGUACCGCUUCUUCGCCUUCGUCAGCUUCACCAGCGUGCUCGUAACGGCCGCCAUCUUCUCGGCGCGCAUGCUGGGCGUGGCGCACCGAGUGCCAGUGCCGGUCAGAUAUCGGCCGUUCGCGGAAUGCCUGUACCUGAUUGUAACAAUAGCUUUGUACUUCUUUGCGGAUGCCUUCAUGAUUGCUUACCAUGGGAAUCGUCUCGGAUACCAAUGUGCUGCUGUGCUGGGCGUAGCCACGCUGGCCGCCUACUGCGUCCAGCUGGCGCUCUUGAUGGCCGAGGCGCCGCUCGGCCGGCUCCUUCCCAAGCUGAGCGCGAAGGCCAAGGCGGACAGUGGGGCCAAGGAGGACAACGGGUCGCGGCUCUCGUGGGAGCCGCCCGCCGGAGUGGACGAAGCCGACGGCACGGCGCCUCAGCUGGGGCCCGUGGUGCUGCGACCGCGCCGCUCGUCCGUCGACUCCGGAGCGGGAGGCGGCCGCCGGCCGGAACCGCCACACUCCAAGUCAUCGUCCCCCUCGUCGUUCGCUUCAUCCCUCAGCUCUUCGGACUGCGCCGAGACGGCUAGCGUGCACAGCGCAAACUUCGUCACCGUCAACCUGGACGAUGUGACACAGCCGCCCGGCAGCAGCGAAGUGCCGUCGUGAAUGCCAUGCAUGUAUGGGCCACGCUUCGGCCGCCUCCGACAGGGUGUCCCGUAUUGGAAAAAUAAGCUGUGAUAUACCUCGCCCGAGCCGCAGGGACGGCGCGCACGCUAUAUCCUCACUGCAUGCGACCCAUUCCGCGCGCGUUUCGUUCCAUAUGGCCUGCGCAGCAUUUUCGUAAGUGGUCGGAGGUUUCAGGAGACGACCUGUUGAACGACUCUUACACCGAGGCGAACGAGAACACACAGUGGGUACAGAAACGCGCUGCAAACGCGCGCUGCGCCAAAGAAUCGACGCCAACCAUGUUACUAUGUACGCUUUUUAAAAUUGUUGCAGAGGGUGUGACUCCUUCCAGUACUCGUGAGUGCCUCGUAUAAAUGCAUAUCGUACAACAACAGGAGCUUCUUUUAUGUGAUCCGUUCACAUGGUGUGUAGAACGGACUGGACGAUAUACAUUCCAAAGUACCGCUGUAUACUCGGCGCAUCUUGACCAGCGGUGAUGAUGUGCAGCGAUGAUGGACACAGUAACAGACCAUCGAAACAAUAUACAAAUCCUGCAUGCUUCAAUUAUUGACGAUGAUAUUUUUAUAACUGGCUGAAUGUACUUGAUUUUCGUCUCUGUACAAAGCGCAGAUGCAGCGAACUUGAAGCCAUGAAACAAUAAAAAAAAUGUUUGCAGCAGCGCGCACUUACAGUUCAUGUUCUUUGAUGACGUACAUACUUAAAUUAGCGGCAAUGUGCAAUUCUUAUGGUACAUACAAGAAAAUAAUUCUUUAUAUAAUUUGAGCGCGAAUACGCAUCAACAGUAAGAGCAUACCGGAAGUGCCUUUGCAGCAGAUUAGGUUUUUUGAGCACAGGCUUAAACGGGACAUUAACGAUACAUCAUCUUAUGUGUGCUGUCUGAAGUGUUAUGCCCAGCACUUUC